UUGUUUAUAAAAAUUACUCAGCCGAGUUUGUAAUAACAAUGUCGUCGCCGGUCGAAGAGGAGGAGUCGGCGGAAAGUGCCGCCAAACACGAUUUUAUCGAACUGAAGAGCUCGAAGGACUUGGAGUCCUGCGAGCAGCAACAACUGUUGCAGUACGUUGAAAAGCUGCACGGGAUUAUCCGGAAAUACGACACCAAACUGGCGGCCUAUAAACAAAAACUUCUUAAUUUCGUAAGUCUAGAGCAAAAGACUUCCUGCGACAAGGCCAUUCAAAUCAAUGAAACCGAGCUCCUGGAAAACCAGGAUUCCCUGGAAAAAGAUGAAGACACCGACAAAAAAGACAAGACCAGCGAUUUAUCGGCGACGGACGCAUUCAGUUUUGUGGACGAGAUGCGACAGGCGGCCAAGCACGCCGAAAACCUAAACAACUUCGUUUACGAGCCGACCUCGGGCAUGUACUACGAUCCCAAGACGGGCUACUACUAUAACGCGGAGUACGGGCUGUACUACGACGGAAACACCGGCUGCUACUACAGCUAUGACCACGCAAAGGACUCGUACGAGUUCCACUCGCAGGCGCAGGUUCAGGCGAACGAGGCGGCCAAGCCGGAAUCGGAGGACGAGCAGGUGGAGUUCGAUGAGCUGGGAGGCGUCAUCACCGACCCCGACACGCUGAAGAAGAUCAAGGCCGAGAAGCAAAAGGCCAAGGAUCGUGCUGAGAAGUCGAAGCGCAAGGCCAAGGGGAAAAAUAAGAAACACGGCAAGAAGAAACGCAAGAAGGAGCGCCAUCACAAGUCCAAGAAGCGGCACAGGGAUUCCGAUGACGAGCGGGAUGGGGAUGCCGAGGAGGGCGAGCUGUCGCAAAGUAGUGACUCAAGUUCCGACUCCAGCGACGACGAGGAGAGCAGCGGCAUUAGCGACACGGAGGACAGCAGUGUUCCGAUCUUUAAGGCUGCCGGGCGCUUUCAAGAUAUUGCCAAGAAGUAUCCACCAUCGCUGCGCAUUAUUGUCCAGGAGACUAAUCUGGAGACCUUGAAGGUUGGAAGCCUGCAUCUGAUCACAUACAAAGGUGGAUCCUUGGGUCGCGAGGGCUCCCACGAUGUCAUCAUUCCGGACGUGAACGUCAGCAAGGGCCACUUGAAGUUUAACUACGAAGCCAAGUUGGGACUCUACAAGUGCCUUGAUCUGGGCUCCCGCAAUGGCACCAUUCUGAAUGGCUCCCCAAUGUCCAGCGAAGCCAUGGAUUUGGUUCACGGUAGUGUCAUCACCUUGGGACAGACGAAACUCCUGUGUCACGUGCACGAGGGCAACAGUACCUGUGGCCUGUGUGAGCCGGGUCUGUUGAUAGAGACGCCUGCGCCUGUGGUGACCACUGGAAACGCAUCUACCGCAACCGUAUUAUCCCACAAGGAGCAGCUAAAAAAGCUGCAGCGCAAAUAUGGCCUGGAAAAUGAGAAAUUUGUUGAGUCUGGUGCCAAUGGUCAGUCCAAUUACAAUGAUCGCGCCGCCACAAGACGGGUCAAGGUGGGCAGCAGUACCGAUAAAGAAAAGACUGAGAUCGCUUGUGUGAACACUGAGAUUGGCAGCUCCAACAAGGGCUUCAAAAUGCUCAGCAAACUGGGCUGGCAAAAGGGCGACACUCUGGGCAAGACCAACUCCAGUGCUGGACUUCUGACGCCGAUCAAUGUGGUGGGCAAUGAAGGCACUAGCGGUCUAGGGAACACUGACCCAGUUACCUCCAGCUCUAGACCUGUGGACAAACGAAAGUUGGCCAACUUAAAGAUCACACAGGCUCGAUAUCAGCGCGCUAGCGAUAUCUUUGUCCAGUCGGAUGAUAGUGAUUAGAAAG
Messenger RNA from Drosophila takahashii, 1848 nucleotides. The record is from RefSeq and is a predicted model, not a curated record. NCBI's taxonomy places the organism in Eukaryota, Metazoa, Arthropoda, Insecta, Diptera, Drosophilidae.